Messenger RNA from Coniophora puteana RWD-64-598 SS2, 6265 nucleotides. RefSeq lists its product as uncharacterized. The transcript is spliced from 17 exons. The record is from RefSeq and is a predicted model, not a curated record. Bases 134 to 5899 code for a protein of 1921 amino acids. Gene Ontology annotation, biological process: intracellular signal transduction; positive regulation of Rho protein signal transduction. Lineage: Eukaryota; Fungi; Basidiomycota; Agaricomycetes; Boletales; Coniophoraceae. Gene Ontology annotation, molecular function: calcium ion binding; actin binding; guanyl-nucleotide exchange factor activity.
CCAGACCGGCUUCUUAGGCGCGAACCAGGGCACCAACCGCUUCCAGGGUCCGUCGCCAGGAUUCGGCGGCGGUCCGCUUACGGCGCAGCCGACCGGGUUCGCGGGGCGCACACCCGCGCCCUUGGCGCCCCAGAUGACUGGCUUCGUCGAUCCGCGUCUGCAGAUGAUGUCCAGCUCUUUCAUGCCUGUGAACACCUCUGCGCCCUACACCGCUGGCGGUGCGCCCCAGCUCCCGUCCGUGCCGCAGCAGCUUGGCGGCAUGUCCCUCCAACAGUCGUUCGAGCAGCACAACCAGCAGCGCGGGGUGGGUAAUGCGCCCAAGGUGCCCUGGACGCUUUCCAAGGCGGAGAAGAAGAACUACGAUCAGAUCUUUAGGGCGUGGGACGCGCAGGGUACUGGGUUCAUCAACGGUCAGACGGCGCUCGAGGUGUUUGGGCAGAGCGGGCUGGAUAGGAACGACCUUGCAAAGGUUUGGUCUCUCGCCGAUGGUGACAAUCGCGGCAAGUUGAAUUUGGCAGAGUUCCACGUGGCAAUGGGUCUGAUCUACCGCAGGCUCAAUGGAAACGAGAUGCCCAACGAACUUCCUCCCGAACUUAUCCCUCCCUCAUCACGCGACCUCGACACCUCCGUCAAUUUCCUGAAAGACAUCCUCAAGAACGACACGCGCGCUCGCUCCCCAUCUGGCGUCGACAGCCCCGUCUCGCGCCUCAAAGAACGCUCGUUCAACUCGCCUGCCGCGGGCGCGGGCGGCCGGCAGGACGCGACGGUCUACAAGCACUCGGACUCAGAGCCACCGGGCGGGUUCUACCAGCCGCGCUCGCGGCACCUGGACCGGGACGCGGUGCGGUCGCGCAACGACGACAACCCGAGUGGGGACCUCUCGGAUCUGAAGCGGCAGCUCGCGAGCACGCAGCGGAUGCUGGACGACAGCAAGGAGGCGGAGGCGUCGCGCACGGCGGAGGACGAUGGGCUCGAGCGCGAGAUGGACGAUAUGCGGUAUAGGAUUAAGCGGUUGCAGGAGGACCUCGAGUAUGUGUCGCGCGGGCCGCGGUCGACGGCGAAGGACGAGGAGAGGAGGAAGCUGGAGAGGGAGCUGUUGGCGCUGAUGCAUGAGCGGCUGCCGGAGUUGGAGAGGCGGAUUGAGGAUCGGCAGGCGCGCAAGGAGAGGGAGAAGAGGGAGUGGACAAGGGAGAGGGAUCGGAGGAAUGAUCGGUUUGGGAGGUAUGAUGAAAGGGAGGGAAGGGAGGGCGCGUAUUCGCCUGCGCGUGGGUAUAGGGAUGAGGAGAGGGAGAGACCAUAUUCGCGUGGGGGGUCGCGCUACGACGAUCGGGAGCGCGAGUAUGAUAGGGACAGGCCGUACCGCGAACGCGACGCCCCCCGGGAGGACCGCGACAUGGAGCGCGUGCGCGGUCUUGCGAACAACGCCAACACCGCGUCGCGCACCCCGCCUCCCCCGCCUCCGCCUGCAGUGCCCAGCGCGAUCAGCCAGCCACCGCCCCCGCCACCCGCACCUGCCAAGUCGCCCGCGCCCACGUCGAACAUGAAGAACAUGAGCGCUGAAGAGCGCCAAGCGUUCAUCCGCGCAGAGGCGAAGCGCCGGCUUGACGCGCGCAUGCAGGCGCUCGGCGUGGCCGCGCCGUCGUCGACUGGACUGGACGCGAGCGUGGAAGACCGGCUCGCGCAGGAGAAGAAGGAGGCGGAGGAGAAGGCGCGCGAGGCGGAGAGACAGGCGGAGGAGAGGGAGCGCGCGAGGCAGGAGAGGCUGAUGGGCGAGAGGGCGGUGAAGGAGGGUAAGGCGUCGCCUGCACCUCUGUCGCCGGCGGUUCCAGCGGCACCGGCGCCGCCCACACCUCAGACGCCGACGCCUAGGGCUGCGCCACCUGCGCCGAAAGCGCGUCCGCCACCGCCGCCGGCUCGUGGACGGGGUGGGAUGCCUAGGACACCGACGCGGCCUCCUGCCCUGCCUGUGGCUACUCCGCCUGCGCCGACUCCGCCUGUCCCACCUGCUCCUGUUGCUCAGCCGCAGCCUCGGGCACAGGAAGAAGAAUCGUCGGACUCGGAGGACGAGGUGAUCAAGGCGCGCGAGGCGGCGCUGAAGAAGAAGCGCGAGGAGCGCGCGGCGCGGCUGAGGAGGCUCGAGGAAGAGGAGGAGGAGGCGAGGCGCGCGGAGGAGGAGUUUGCGGCGAGGAGGGCGGCUGCGAGGUCGCCUGCUCCUCCGGUUGCGCCUGUGGUUGCUUCGCCGCCGCCGCCGCCCGUACCUCCGAUUCCGGCUGUGUCGUCUGUGCAGAGCACGCCCGCUACGGAGGCUCCGCCUGCGCCUGCGCCCCCGCCGCCUCCACCGCCACCUGCCCCGCCAGCGCCCGCGCCCGCGACGGACAAGGGGACGAACAACCCGUUCAGCAAGAUGCUCGCGGGCGGGGGUGCCUCUGCUGCUGCUGCUGCCGCUACCAUUACGAGCCCCCCUGCUGUACCCAACGGCGCACCGAACCCGUUCUUCCGCCCGCAAACCGCGCCUAUACCUAGCUCCUCCCCCGCAGCCGCAACCGCGACCACACCGACGCCCCCGGCACCCAAGGGCUCGUACAACACCGCCCCGAGCGCCAAGGACGACGACGACUGGGACGACGUUGUCGAGAAGGACGACGGCGAUUCGUCGGACGAGGAGCUCUCGCGCGACGUGCGGUCGAAGAUCGCGGGGCAGCUGUUUGGCGGGCUUAUGCCGUCGCGCCCGCAGAGCGCUGGGCCUGUGCCCGGUGGUGGCGGUGGUGGUAGCGGGCCUGCGAGCCCUGGGCCUAUGUCGGCGCCCCCUGGGAUGGCUCCGGCCCCGCCUGCACCACCUGCACCGGCUCCGCCCGCGCCACCGGCUGCGCCUCCUGCUCCUAGGCCUGCUGUUGCGCUAGGAGGCGGAGGUGGUGGAGGGGAUGGAGAUAGGGGUGCGCUGCUGAGUGCGAUUCAGGCUGGGAAGGGGCUGAGGAAGGUGGUCACGAACGACCGGAGCAAGGCGAGUUUGGCGGGGAGCGUUGUGGGUGAUGCGGCGCCGCCGGAGCAUAUUAAUGCUGCGCCGAGGGCGCCUAGUCCGCCUGUCGCUGCGCCGCCGCCGCCGCCGCCUGCGCCGGGGAUGGGGUACGGGUAUGCAGGGGGAGAAGAGGACGGUGCCCAUGGAGGGGCAGGGGGAAUGGGAGGAGGAGGACACAGUAAGCGCGAAUCGGUCGACUGGUACAAUGGUCUCGCGGCUGACCAUGGUCAACCCCCGGUGCCGCACGUUCCAGACACGGUCGCUGAGGAGGAGGAGUCAUCAGACGACGACGAUUAUGAGCAUGUUGGGCCCGAGAGUGUGGAGGGAGAGGCUGGGCAUGGUGGGGUUCCGCAGAUCCAGGUGCAUGAGGCUGAGCAUGUGGGUGGACAAGGGGAUGAGUUGAUGGCGGAUAUUGAUAUGGCGAAGGAAUACCGUGUGCGUUCGCUGUUCGCGUACGAGGGCCAGCGCGCGGAGGAUCUGAGCUUUGGCGAAAACAUCGUUAUGAAGGCGCACCCGUCCAAGUCGGGCGGCGACUGGUGGUAUGGUACGCUGGUGAAGGAGGGCAAGUCGGGCUUCUUCCCGCAGACGUAUGUGCAGACUGUCGAGACUGUAAAAGCAACGGCGCUCUACUCCUACGCUGGCGGCAACGCAGACGAGCUGCCGUUUGCGGAGGGCGACACGUUGACAAUCGUGGAUAAGAGUGAGACGGACUGGUGGAAGGCGGAGCAGGACGGCGUCGUGUUUAUCGUCCCCGCCGCAUACCUGGAGCUUGUCGAGGUCGGUGUUUCGUCGGUUCCUCCGCCUCCACCUCCGCCCCCUCCGUCAGCGCCAGUGCCGAAGCCUGUGUCAGAGUCGGCACCAGAGCCAGGACCGGCGCCUACGCAAAGUGGUCGACCAGAGCUGCCUAGGAUCGUGACACCACGCGGAGUUAUCAACGCGCAUGAGGGCGAAGAUCACGUAGACUCGGACGAAGAGCUACAGACCGCGCAGGAUCAUUCUGACGAUGAUGACUACUACUCGAUGUCGGAGUCGGACUCUGACGAAGACAGCAUAGAAGACACUGUCGAGGACCGUGAGGCGCGCGAGCUCGAGCGCCAGCGCGUCCUCGAAGCCGCCGGGUUCGUCGUGAGCAAGGACGUGGACAUGGCGGCUGUGCGAAAGCGACGUCCCCCUCCUGCAGCCCCUCAGCGCUCUUCUGAAUCGGCCGCGGCGGGCGUCAAUUCAGUAGUGGGGAAGGAUCUCCCUCCCAUAUCACCCCGCAGUGAUGCGGGCGGCGAUGCUGACUAUGCAGAGGCCCCUCUCUCCUCUCCCUCCUCUCCCCCAUCUCCUCCCCCUUCUUCUUCGAGUUACACUGCGACGACGCACGUCGAUGACGCGUUCGACCGGUACGAGAACUUUAGGAAGACGCACGUGGCGAGCAGCAACAACCGCAUGUCUGUCGCAUCCGUCGAUUCCAACUUCACCGCCGCGCUCUCCUCGGCCUCAGGAGGAGGUGCCCAGGGGGUGCAGUCGUCUGGCACGCCCCCUCCGCGGUCGCCGGCGACGUCGCUCGUGCCGACGAUGAGCACGAGCAGCGCUGGCGGGGGCAGUGGGGUAGGACACUACCGCGAGGGGUCGCGCGACGGCGCGGGGGAGAGCAGGACGAGCCAGUUUUUGAGCUUUUUGAGCCGGCAUGGGCGGAGCGCGACGCCGGGAGAAGAGAGGGAGAGGGAGAGGAGGACGAUAUCGGGCCCGAUUUCUGGGCCGAUUCCGAUGUCGAAUCAGGUGUCGGGGCAGAGUCUGGCGAGCGAGGAGCUGACGAGGGAGGAGAGUCCUGCGUUUGGUUCGUCGUGGGCGAGCUUGGUGGAUAAGACUGCACUGGAGGAAAUCCCGAAGCAUGAGCGGCGGAGACAAGAGGCUAUCUUCGAGUUCAUCUCCACGGAGGCAGACUAUGUUAGGGACCUGCAGCUCAUGGUGGAGCUCUUCUACUCACGCCUCAUGGACCCACUCGGUGAGAAAGGGACGGCAGUCGUCUUUGCCAACAUCGAGGAUAUUUUGCUCACAAACACGACUUUCGUCAGCUCCCUUGAGCAGCGCCAAAAAGAGUGCAGGUUGUAUAUCGAUCGUAUUGGCGACAUUUUCAAGGCUCAUAUGCCGAACAUGGGCGUCUACCUCUCAUAUUGCGUCAACCAAACAAACGGUAGCAGACUUCUCCAAUCCAUGCGCGACUCGAACCCCGAGCUCGCGGCGCAGCUUCAGCGCAUUCGCGAGGAACCCUCCGCACGCAAUCUUGAUCUGUCAAGUUAUCUUCUCGUUCCUAUGCAGCGCAUGACUCGCUAUCCUCUCCUCAUCCGACAGGUCCUCCAAUACACACAGCUGGAAGAAGACAAGGCAGACAUAUCUGCCGCCCUCCAUACCGCCGAAAGGAUCCUCAGCCAUAUCAAUGAAACCAUACGUGAGCAGGAGGGCGAGGAGCGCUUACGAGAAAUCAGUAGGAACCUCUGGAUCGGGCAGGGGCGCUUGGAUCUGACUGCGCCGACGAGGUAUAUGGGCCCUCGCAGGCUUCUGAAAGAAGGUAUACUGUCCAAGUCCAAGAGCGGUCGCAAACUUCGCGCGUUCCUGUGCAGCGAUAUCUUGGUGCUCACUGACGAUGCUGGAAAGCAACUAUAUCGCAUACCUAUUCCUCUCGGUGAAAUCCAGAUCAAAGAUGCCGGCAGACGAGAUGACAUGGCCUUCCGUGUGCUUCUCCCGUACCCUCGUGGCGGAGACACGAUUGCGCUUCGUGCGAGCUCGGUUAGAGACUGCCAGCUGUGGAUGGACACGAUUGUCCGUGCGAGCAAGAAAUGCAGGGAAGCAGAGAAACGCGCAUCUAGAAAGAUAGGACCGUCUGCGACGUACGCUUGAAGUCGGGCGUGCGCUUGAGCUUUGUGAUUGAUGACUGACGUUAUGGAAUUGCUAUGGACUUUGGAUAUGACGGGGUUUUAUGGAUGUGCAUAUAUGGGCGCACCCCCGGGCCUCUAUGAUGUUUCCUGCUAAUUAGUUUCGUCCUUGCUUUCGUAUACUUAUGGUUAUGGUUAGGCAGAAUUGACUGAUUUCGUACUUGAAGCUUUCCGCGUGGUGCGCUGCGCGAUUUAUGUAGGACGUGGAAUUAUUUGGUGGCAUGCUGUGAUUGAGUAGUGGUGGUUGGGCUUCCAGCCAUGCAGCGGGGUGCAAUCGUGGCCAAGUUACACUUCAGUUCGUGUGUGAAUCGUCUUCGCGACGUCUAUUUAC